Messenger RNA from Petromyzon marinus (sea lamprey), 1610 nucleotides. RefSeq names its product nitrilase family member 2 (gene NIT2). NCBI's taxonomy places the organism in Eukaryota, Metazoa, Chordata, Hyperoartia, Petromyzontiformes, Petromyzontidae. The record is from RefSeq and is a predicted model, not a curated record. Gene Ontology annotation, molecular function: omega-amidase activity. Gene Ontology annotation, cellular component: mitochondrion. Gene Ontology annotation, biological process: L-glutamine metabolic process; oxaloacetate metabolic process.
GGAUUUCAGUGCGCGUUUCUCAGGGUUCCGCCGCUGCGGGGUGCUUGAGUUAGUGAGCGAGUUGUUGAGUUAGUGAGCGAGUUAUUGAGUUAGUGAGCGGCGCUGAGACGUUUAACAGCGGACGAAGUUCAACUUGGGCAGGCGCGAUCGCCCUCCCCCCCUCUCACCAGAGCGACCGUGAAGGCAUUCGACGGGCGGGCAGUGCUCGGAACGUCGGCGUCCGCGGUCAUGUCGAGUGAGAACUUUCCUGUGGCAAAAGGAUUCCGCCUGGCACUCCUGCAGAUGCUAGUUUCACGUCACAAGCAGGAGAACUUGGCACAUGCUCGUGAGCUGGUAUCGCGCGCAGCGCAGAAUGGUGCACAGCUCGUCUCACUCCCGGAAUGUUUCAACUGCCCGUACGGGACGCAGUAUUUUGGCGAGUAUGCGGAGACGGUUCCCGGAGAAACGAGCACCACGAUUGCGGCACUGGCCGCCGAGCACCGCAUCACCAUCAUCGGAGGGUCAAUCCCAGAGCGGUCAGGGGAUCGUCUGUUUAACACCAGCCUCGUGUUUGGACCGGAUGGCAAGCUGUGUGGGAAAUUCCGCAAGAUGCAUCUCUUUGAUAUUGACAUUCCGGGAAAAAUCACUUUCAAGGAGUCGGAAACGCUGAGCCCUGGAGAGGAACUGACAGACUUCACCACUCCGUUCUGCAAGGUCGGGAUUGCCAUUUGCUACGACCUUCGGUUCCCAGAGCUCACGCGUCUCUAUGCUGACCGGGGCUGUCACCUACUCGUGUGCCCUGGAGCAUUCAACAUGACUACAGGGCCUGUCCACUGGGAGCUCUUGCAGCGUGCUCGGGCAGUUGAUAAUCAGAUGUUUGUGGCCACGGUGUCUCCGGCAAGAGAUGAAACAGCGUCGUACGUGGCCUGGGGACACAGCACCGUAUCCUCACCCUGGGGUGACGUUGUUGCUAAAGCUGGACAUGGUGAAGAAAUUGUGUAUGCUGAUAUUGAUUUAAACAGAGUGGAAGAGGUGAGACGUCAGAUUCCGGUGCGGAUUCAGAGGCGCUGUGAGCUGUACCACUCGCUGGCAGCAGCAAAACCACAAUAACCAACCACAGCUAACAAACAAACCAUCAACUCCCACAAGUGACAAUUCCACCCCUCUCCUUUAACCGCACUUAAUCCACCCUCAACCAUACACCUCCACCAGAUACACCACCAAACACAACAUAUAACUACACUUAACCAUAAACUGCACUGCCACAUAAACUAGGCACACAGCAAUAAAUUAAUUGAUUCAUUACGAAAAAUGUAUUCUCUCCCAACACUCGCAUUGAUUGCUGUGUGAUAAGAUUUUUUUCUUCCGAUUGAUACAUGCCGUGCAUAAUUUGUUCACAUAACUCCUGCAGCCACAAGAGCUGCUACAUGCACCACACUUAAAAUUAAAAAGAAUCGACUGUUGCAUCGAAUUGCAUCCCCACAAUUGUUUAUGUAUCGAAUCUUGAGGGGGGUGAAUUGUUGCAGGCCUAUUAUCGAUUGAGAUGAAGCACUUUAUAAUAAUGGCAUUGCUGCGAUGGUCUGGUUGAUCAUUGAAGGGGAGCAGAAUAAAAUUUGCAUCGACCUUAAAAA